UAACAUCACGUGCUUUUUCGUUCCGGUCCCUCUUUUCCCGCUCCGAGACCGAGGGUUUUACUCCCUGGUCCCUACUCGCCUCGUCUCCUCUCCUCUCCUCUCCUCCCACUGAGCUCCUACGGUUAGGGUUUCCUUUAGCUUUCGGAGGAUCCAUUCCCUCGGCAGAGGAGAUGAUGUACGGGGAGCGCCCUCCGCAGCCGCAGCAGCCGCCGCCGCCGCAGCAGCAGCAGCAGGGCGGCGGGGAUUUCCCCAGGGGCCCGCCUCCCAUGCGACAACCCUCGGCGUCCUCCACCAAUUACUCCCACCCCGCCCCGACCCCCUAUGAUGUUCAUGCGGAUAGUUUUGCUGCUAAAAGAAUGCGAAAGCUUGUCCAACGGCGAGCCGUAGACUAUACCAGUACAGUUGUCCGAUAUGUGCAGGCACGAAUGUGGCAGCGUGAUGCAAGGGACAGGACUGUACUGCAACCUACUCCUGCUGCAGUCAUAGAUAUGUUACCUCCAGUUGCAAAUGCUGACAAUCCGUCAACAAGCUUUGCUGCUAAAUUUGUUCAUGUCUCAACGAACAAAAAUAAAUGUUCCAUAAACCGAGUCUUGUGGACCCCUACAGGGCGUCGUCUUAUUACUGGUUCACAGAGUGGUGAAUUCACUCUCUGGAAUGGGCAGUCUUUUAAUUUUGAGAUGAUUCUUCAGGCUCAUGAUCAAGCAAUCAGGUCAAUGGUUUGGAGUCACAAUGAGAAUUGGAUGGUCACAGGUGAUGAUGGUGGUGCCAUCAAGUACUGGCAAAAUAACAUGAACAAUGUGAAGGCAAAUAAAUCUGCCCAUAAGGAGUCUGUCCGUGACUUGAGCUUUUCUAGAACAGACCUGAAAUUCUGUUCCUGCUCUGAUGACACAACUGUUAAGGUUUGGGACUUCGCAAGGUGCCAAGAAGAGAGAUCAUUAACCGGCCAUGGUUGGGAUGUUAAAAGUGUGGAUUGGCACCCAGCAAAGUCUUUACUUGUUUCAGGUGGAAAAGACAAUCUUGUGAAACUCUGGGAUGCAAAGACGGGUAGAGAGCUAUGUUCUUUCCAUGGUCACAAAAACACUGUUCUUUGUGUCAAAUGGAAUCAGAAUGGGAAUUGGGUAUUGACUGCUUCGAAAGAUCAGAUAAUUAAGCUUUACGACAUUAGAUCCAUGAAAGAACUUGAAUCAUUUCGUGGACACACCAAGGAUAUAACCGCUUUGGCGUGGCAUCCAUUUCACGAAGAGUACUUUGUCAGUGGCAGCUUUGAUGGAUCUAUCUUUCACUGGCUUGUUGGGCAUGAGACCCCUCAGGUUGAAAUACCUGGGGCACAUGAUAAUAGUGUGUGGGAUCUUGCUUGGCAUCCUGUUGGGUAUCUACUUUGCAGUGGCAGCAACGAUCACACAACAAAAUUCUGGUGCAGAAACCGGCCGGGCGAUCUCUCUCGUGACAAAUAUAGCUUUGGCCCAAAUCCAGGUUUUGGCGACCAAAACCCUAUGCUUCUGGGCCGGACUAUGGGCAAUUUCCCGGCCCAUGAGCCUCCACCAACUCCGGGCCCAUUAGGGACUAUUCCUGGCAUUGGAGUUGCGAUGCCUUUAGACGGGCCCGAUCAAGGAGAACAGAGGCCACAUAUUCCUGGUAUUCUGCCACCUGGACAACCGCCUCUACCGCCGGGCCCGCAUCCUUCUCUUUUGCAAUCUGGGCAGCAGCAGCAAAGUUACCAACAAAUGCCUCAACAAAUCUCCCAGCAAAUUUCCCAAAACCAACAACAACAACAUCCGCCGUUUCCGCAGCAAUUGCCUCUUAAUACUCCUCCGAAUUUAUCACAUCUGCAGCCGCCGUUGCAGCUGCCGCCACUCCAGCAUCCGCAUGGACCCCACCAGCCCCCCUCUCAGAUGCCGCCCAUGGGUAUAUCCCCAUCCAUGCCGAUGCCAUCGUCGAUGGCUCCAUUACCGCCUUUACCCAAUCCAAUGGUGAUGCAAGGAUCAGCAAAUCAGAUGAUGUCGCCUCAAAUGCCGCAAGCACACUUGAUGGGCCUUAAUCAGAUGCAACCUGGGUCUGUUGCCGGUGGCAAUAUGCCUCAGAUGGGAGGAUUUCCAAAUAAUAUGGCAAAUAUGCAGGGUGCUCCUGGUGCAGCCGGUUUGCAAAACUUUCCUUUUGGAGGCAUGUUUAACCGCCCCCCUCAAGGCCAAAUGCCGCCGCUUCCAGGAUUGAAUCCCUACCAGCCUGGAAUGAUGGGUAAUAUGGGUCUUCCGCAGCCUCCGGCGCCACCGCUACCUCGUGGCUCUGCACCCCAAUGAUACACUCUUCGUUUGCAGAUGACAAUGUUUAUUGUAUGAGCCGCAGAGGGGUAUGUGUCUAAGCUUUUGAGCUUUGUAUAAACACAGGCAUCUGUAACAUCUACUGUAAUUUACAAACAUUAGUUUUCGGAACUAUCUACUGUAAUUUAUGAACAUCAGUUUUCGGAACUAUCUUUUUCCAGGUAAAAAGUAGGACUUUCUUUUCUACAUUUAUUUCUCAGAAGCUGUUUUCAGUGUGAGGAAUCAUUAAGUGGUUGUGAUGUGGUGAUUGUUUUAGAAACAAUUUAAAUUUAGUCGGAAAAACUUGAUUUCUCUA
This is a messenger RNA of Ananas comosus (pineapple), 2613 nucleotides long. Its product is annotated as flowering time control protein FY. Gene Ontology annotation, molecular function: protein binding. The transcript is spliced from 18 exons. The record is from RefSeq and is a predicted model, not a curated record. Gene Ontology annotation, cellular component: mRNA cleavage and polyadenylation specificity factor complex. Lineage: Eukaryota; Viridiplantae; Streptophyta; Magnoliopsida; Poales; Bromeliaceae. Bases 171 to 2297 code for a protein of 708 amino acids.